This is a messenger RNA of Aspergillus caelatus, 2056 nucleotides long. Its product is annotated as Zn(II)2Cys6 transcription factor domain-containing protein. The coding region runs from base 375 to 1799 and encodes 474 amino acids. The record is from RefSeq and is a predicted model, not a curated record. The transcript is spliced from 3 exons. Gene Ontology annotation, molecular function: DNA-binding transcription factor activity, RNA polymerase II-specific; zinc ion binding. Gene Ontology annotation, biological process: regulation of DNA-templated transcription. NCBI's taxonomy places the organism in Eukaryota, Fungi, Ascomycota, Eurotiomycetes, Eurotiales, Aspergillaceae.
UCUUUCCUUUCAAAAUAGAAUCGGUCGAGCUCAAGUUGUCGUCAGACACAACUGCAUGGGAAUAUGAGUCAGCCACCAUUCUCACGAGGCACAAGGACUACAGAUAAAUUCGAAAUUGUCUUGUAUCUGUUACGCCGAGGAAUUAUCUUGGGGCGGCAAACACGAUAUUAUUAAGGAUGCUGGUCAAUAGCAGGGGCUUGCAGGGCUGCGGACUCUCAUAUUGGCUGGUAUGACCGGAAGGAAGAGAUCCCAGCAAAUGGACAAGAUCACGGACGAAUGCUAAAGACGAGUGUGGAGCCUCGCAAGUUUUAGGCCAGCAAUAUGAGAAGGAUGCCAUUCCCACCAACGGCUGGAGCCAACAGAUAAAAUUUGACAUGAAAACUAUGUUCACAACCUUAUUAUCGGACUCCAAAAAUCAGAGUUUGGUGGCUGUGGAGGAAUCAAGCACCCCUCCGGUUACGAAUCGAUCACUCCAUGUCGUCUGUCAACUCUGCCGCCGCAAGAAGUUGAAAUGCUCUGGCUAUAGCCCGGAUUCCUGUCUUCGAUGCAGAGAAUCAGGUGCGGAAUGUCUCCCAGUCGAACCAACGCGAAGGGAAAAUAUCACCGGUAGGCCAAAUGGUAAUAUUAGGAGAGGCAGAUCAAUGAGACCUCAACCAACCAAAGCCUCUACAAAGAUGAGUUCAUUACCCGACCGGUUCGCAACAUCUUUAGAAUGCAUCGACACUUCGGACAUCGACCUGCCCCCUAAUAUAAUUCUCACGGCGUCUGCAGACAUUCUAGCCGCAUCUUCACUGAGUACGCCAUUAGAGGAAUGCUCUUCAAGCUCUUCGGGCUCACACGAUGCGCUGUGUCUGAACCCGUACGAUCUGGGUACUUCGGAAAGCAGCGGCUAUCUAGGAAAUGGCGAAUUCUCCUUCCAUCCCGCGAUAAACAGAGAUAUUGUAUCAGAGGGUACCCAUUUCCUCAACCCCGAAACCUUCAAUUUCACACCAUCAUCGGGUGAAACCAGGCCAUCUUUAUGUGAGGCAGCUGGCCCUUCAUUGAAUUCUCUCUCGUGGCAAGAGACUUUUGAUAUGAUGAUACGGAAAUCAUGGACGGCAGAAGAAAGUUGCCAGUGUACCGAUAGAGCACUGGAGCUACUCGAUCAGGUUUUUAUGCAAGAUUGUGAUACAACCGACCAAGUACACAGCCCAAAUUCGAUUACUCCCAGCACCAUAGCCGCAAUUCAAAGCUUGUCGUCUUUACGCAAAGCAACACACGGCCUGGAGCACUUCGCAACGUGCGGCCGUUGCAGACAGGCACCGCGUUUAAUGACCUUACUUGUACUUCUCUCAGAGCGCCUAUCGACUAAACUCCAGAAAAUCCUCGAGAUUGCUGCUCCAGAUAUCUUUCACAUUAGAAAGGAUGUGCCAAGUGGUCCAGGACCGAUUUUAUCGAGCCAGAAUGCGCCAACGCUUGCAGAAGAUGAUACGGGGUUGAAGAGCCCAAAGGCAACCCCGCAACGCCAUACACGGCGUUAUACGGCUCCAGAACAACGUGAUGACAUUAAAAUGAACAUCACAUUGUUCUGUGAAGGGUUUACUCUGGACAUGACAAAGGAGAAAGAAGCACUGGUUCUGACUUGGUCUCUUCUCGCCAUCAAGCAACUGCGAAGAAUCGUUGCUAUACUAUGGGAUCGGGCGCAGAAACAGAGUAGACGCGACUUUUCGGAAAGUCUGGCACGUAUUGGACACAAAAUACAUGCCUUAGAUUGUGCAUUAAAGUCAACACUGACAGCCGACUCGGUACCUAGUCUAUAAGAGCCGUACAUCCCUGGAGCUUUUCAGUGUAUCUCGGGUCUGUAAACUGAAGGCCGUUUUCUUAAUUCGAAAUAACAGCGAGGAGAUACAGCCUUUUGCGAUCAAUGCGCCCGAACUCAGACUGCAAGAUAUAAUGAUACGCCGAACAUAUGUUUAGCAGUAAGAGAGUCAAUCGUUUCUAGCGCAGGGGAUAAACCUCACGGGUAAAUUCGGCUUCCACCACAUAACAUGCAGUUGGCUCGCUGAUUCCCACUCUU